AAUUUGCUGUGAGGAAAAGAAUGAAAGAGAAACGGCAAAACAGGGACCCCAAUAUCGCACGUGUUAGGCAAAGAGUCGCGUGCCGAAAAGGCGUUUCCAGCUGCGUGUGAUGCUUUCUUGUAUAUUUUUUGGGGUGCGCAAGCGCCUCUACCAUUGGAUGAGGGGAGAAUAUAGAGAGUCCGUGUUAUGCUGAGGAUGUGUACAUUUGAGCCACUGGAAAUGCCUGGAGAAUCCCAUAAAUACCAACAUUUCCAGCACUUGUACACUCAUUCACUCCUCAUUUCUCGUCGUGGUGGCAUCGACUGUGUGCUUUAAGUGAUUUUUUCAAAGAGUUUGAUUUUCCAGUUGUGUUUCGUUUGAACGUUUUUUUAUUUUUUUUAAUUUUGGGAUUUUUUUUCUGUGUUGGAAGAAGGAUUCUGUACCUCUGUUUGAGAGUGUUUAAUGUGAAUUAUGAGAUGGCAUCUCAACAGUUCGUGCCAUUUCGGCAAAUUGCUACUGGUGGUCUUCUGACCACCGUGGCAGAUUUGCCGGUGAGUAUAAAGCGUCAGUACACAGUACUAACGGAAUCCCCACUGGAUUUGUCAGUGAAAUCGGGAUUAGACGCUAUUACACCACCGAGUACUCCGUCUCCGCCAAAGAAGCGCUAUCGCGAGAGUGAGGUGAAGGUGGAAGUAAAGACGGAGACUGAGGAGAUUAAUCAGAGGACACCCAGCAGUAAGCCAAAGGCAGGGAGAUCUGCCACAAAAAGUGAACAUAAGAGGACGAAAGCCGUGCGCAAAUUAAAAUUUGAUGAGGAUACCUCAUCACCGGUUUCGGGCACGAUUAUUCGACCUCUGGAGGAGAUUGAUGAGAAUAAUGAGGAUCAGAUUGGUGACAUCGAUCCACAGUACAAUAUUGUGGAGGUGACGGAGGAAGCCAAGGCUGAAAUAGCUGCCAUCCCCAAUGUUAUUGGCGCCUAUCAGUGUCGAUUGUGUCGCAAUGAGUUUGAGGAUGCCUUUGGAUUGGCGCGACAUCGGUGUUCGUGCAUUGUGCUGCUGGAAUAUCGGUGUCCAGAGUGUGGGAAAAGGUUCAACUGUCCAGCCAAUUUGGCGUCACAUAGGCGCUGGCACAAGCCAAAGGAGCAACUUGUGUCUAAGCGACAGGACACCGCUGACUCAGACAGCCAAUUCCCGUGCACCGAGUGUGGGAAGUUCUUCAAGAGGAUGGCCUAUCUGCGAAAGCACAUGGCCACUCACACAAAGAAGGACAAGGUUCUGUCUCAUAGUUCACGCAGCAGUGACUCAUUCAGUGAACCAUCGCGUGCCGAAGACAGGCAGAAUAUCACUGAAAUGAUUUUCCGCUACACUAUGCGAAAUACACCGUCCACCACAUCAUCUUCAGCCUCUGACCGUUCAACUCCAUCACCCAGGAUGGAGAUCAUCGAUGAUGCCUUCACGGAGGAAGAGAAUCUUGCCGCAGCGGCUCUCGCUCAUCUCCGCAACGGACCAUCCGUUAUUCGACAUACAACAGCUCUUGUGGUGUGACAUAAGGGCUUGUGGUUGUCCCCAAGGGAAAGUUCUAGCUCACCUAGGUCACUAUCAUAAAUUUCUAAGUCUAAGUAUAAGGUGUAAAUAAUUUUUCUCUCAAGACAGAGAAGAAAAUCAUACGAAAGAUGGGAUUAUCUAGUCAAAAGAAAAAAACUCUAUAAGUUAUGUGUUUUUUUUUUCUAAUUGAUAAGUGGAAUUUUUAUUAGUUUGAAAUAUUUUUUUCUGGAAGAAAGUUGAGUGUUUUCAUUUAAUUUUUUCCUUAGUUUUGGAAUAUCUUUGUGUUGAGCACAGUGUUGUUGAAUGAAUAAGCCAUAGGAAGGAGCUUCUGUUGCAUCUUUCACUGGAUUUUUUUUUUUAAAUAGGGGAAAUUGGGGUGUAGUAAACUUGGGAUAGCUAUAAACAUUUAUUUUUUGAAAUCUAUGAAUUUUUAAAGGUCUCGUCCUCUGAAGUCCAAUAUCUAAUUUUAAAAAAUCGCAGUGUUAAUAACUACUCUAUUUAUGUUCACUACUGCUCCAGUUUCUCCUUUAAUUCCAUUUUAAAAUCAUACCAAAAAUCCGGAAGUUUUCAUUGGAAAAUAUCACUUUUUCUGAUCAUAUUAAUGUGAAAAAAUUAUUUAAAAAAAGAACGCUUAAAUCCCUUAUAAUGAUUACGAGAGUUAAGGAAAUGCACAUUUUGGAUACAAAAAGACCUCUUUUUUGUAGCUAAAUUAUUUAAAACGACAUUUUAUUAUUUAAUUAUUAAACAACAUAAUCGAAUUUGGUGACUAAAAAAUGAUAUGAGAAAAAUAGAAUUUUUCCUAUUUAAUUUACAAACACUGCAUUUUAAGAAUAGCCAUCCUUAGAGCCUAUAUUAUAAAUCAUGUUAAUUUUUUCAAUUUAAAGAUUCAACAAACUAUUUUCAAAUUUGUACAUUAUAGCUCCGGUACACCUUUUAGAUCAGGAAAAUUUCACGAAGUCUAAAUUCGCGUCUUUUUCUUUCUCAAAAGAUUUACAUUAGUCUAUCUCACUCUUUCCGAUCUUAAAUUGGACUGAACUAUUGGUGUGAUGUUCAAAAAAAAAAGAAGAAAAGUGCGAAAAAGUACGAUAGAUAUAUGCAAAACUUUUAAGAAGGAACGGGACGUGAAUCUUGAUUUCAUGUAAUUUUCUUGAUCUAAAAGCUGUGCCGAAGCCAUUAAUACAUAAAAAUUUAUUUCUGACCAAAUAAUACCGAUUAAAACCACCUAAAAAUAUUUAUGCAGUUCUCCAGAUCAAUUCGAUUAGUUUGUUUGAUUUUAUUUUUGAUAAUAACUUCGGAAAUACACUAAAAUUUUCGUGAAUAAAAGCUCUUUUGAUUUAAGGAACUUAAGUUAUUUUAGAAAAAGCAAAAAAAUAUUCCUUAUGCCUCCGGCACACCUUUCAGAUCGAUAAAAUUUUAUGAAAUCAAAAUUCGGGUUUUUUUCAUUUACAAAAAAAUAUGCAUACACUAAGAAAAAAAAGAGGAUGCGAUUAACUUUUUUUUCUCAGAAAUUUAACACUUUUUAGGUGUAAAAAUAUAUCAACAUUUUUAUUGUUCAUUUUACACCUUUUUAAGGGUAAAAAUAACAUGAAAAAGGGUAACUUUAACCCCUAAUACACCUAAAAAGCAUAAUAUUUACACAGAUUUUGGAUCAAUACUGCAGGGUAAAAUUAACAUUUCCGGAGUGUUAUUUUAACUUUUUCGGAUUUCUCUUAGUGUAAGUCUAUUCCACUCUUUCGGACUCAAAAUUGGACUGAAAUAAAUUUAAUUUAGACGACAGGAAUA
Molecule: messenger RNA, 3305 nt
Organism: Phlebotomus papatasi
Lineage: Eukaryota; Metazoa; Arthropoda; Insecta; Diptera; Psychodidae
Gene: nerfin-1
Product: insulinoma-associated protein 1a
Exons: 1
Coding region: 456-1523 (355 amino acids)
Biological process (GO): negative regulation of transcription by RNA polymerase II; regulation of cell cycle process; neuron differentiation
Cellular component (GO): transcription repressor complex; nucleus
Molecular function (GO): RNA polymerase II cis-regulatory region sequence-specific DNA binding; DNA-binding transcription repressor activity, RNA polymerase II-specific
Source: RefSeq, a predicted model, not a curated record